AUGACAUUAAUACAUAAAAAUUCAUUUUCUAUUAUUGCAAAUGGGACAUCUUUUUCAAAAGGUAGAAGAUCUAGAGAACUUUGGAAUAGAAUAGAAGAAGAGAAACAAAAAAUUAAUGGAGAUUUUUGGGAAUUGUCAUCAAAUACUAAUAAGUUAGCAUUUAAUGAUAACAACAAUAAAUGUGAAUCUAUAGAAUCUUAUAAGUCAACUAAAACUAAAAACUUAGAUCAGACUUUAGCAGUUGAGAAUAGUAGAAAUUCUUUAGGAAUUGUUGUAGUAGGUGACAAAUUUACAAACCCAUGUAAAUCAUUUGAAGAUAUUAUGAAAUGUGGAGUACCAAGUUGGGUUAUUGAUAAUAUUAGGGAUAUAUUAAAAUAUAAGAAACCUACCCCAGUACAAGCUCAAGUUAUACCCUUAAUACUUUCUGGUAGUGAUAUAUUAGCACAAUCUCCAACAGGAUCUGGUAAAACUUUGUCCUACUUAUUACCUAUUUUAGGUAAAUUAACAAAUGAGAAGACAUAUUGUAAAUCACUUAUUUUAAGCCCAACAAGAGAAUUAGCUCAACAAAUUGUCAGAGAAGUUAAAGUAUUAUUAGAUACACGGGCAAAGAAGUAUCGUUGUCGUUACAUAUGUGGUAAAGUUAAAAAAGAACAAGAGAGUAGGACGAAAAGAUUAGAUAUAGCAGUUUCUACUCCAUUUAGAUUUGCAGAAAUUUGUAAAAGUGGAAUAAUGAAUUUGAAGGAGUGUUCCUUUAUAGUUUUAGAUGAAGUUGAUAAACUUCUCGAUAUGGGAUUUUCACCUCAAAUUGAUGAAAUUAUAGCACAUUCUAAUGUAAUUUCAAAUGGUAAAGUUCAAGUUGUAGCAUUUUCAGCAACAUUACCAAAUAAUGUAAAGGAUUUAGCAGAGUCAAUAAUGAAAUAUCCUAUAGAGGUUACUGUUGGUCACAGAUUAGCUGCAUCUAAGACAAUUAAACAAGAACUAAUUUGUGUUACAAAGGAAUCAGGAAAAUUAGAAUCAUUUCGACAGCUCAUUAAGCAGGGUAGAAUUAACUUACCAGUUUUAUUAUUUACUAAUAGCAAAGAAAAUGCUCAAAAAUUAUUUUCCAAAAUAGUAUUUGAUAAUUUACUAGUUGAUAUGAUCCAUUCAGAUAUGGCUAAAACUAAAAGAGAUAAUAUAGUUAAGAAAUUUCGCACAGGACAAAUUUGGGUCUUAAUAUGCACUGAUUUGAUUGCGAGAGGUGUUGAUUUUAAAAAUGUUGCUACAGUUAUUAAUUAUGAUUUUCCACAAACAUCUACAAUAUAUAUACAUAGGAUUGGACGUAGUGGUCGUGCUGGGAGACUUGGACAUGCCUUAACUUUUUUUACAUUAAAUGAUCUUCCAAAACUUAAAUAUAUAGCAAAAGUAAUGAAGUCAUCAGGAAUUGAGGUACCGAAUUGGAUUUUAAAGAAUAAAAUUAAGAAUACUAAAAAAGGUAAUAUUAAAAAAAAAAAAGACUAA
Messenger RNA from Cryptosporidium muris RN66, 1497 nucleotides. Its product is annotated as DEAD/DEAH box helicase family protein. Gene Ontology annotation, biological process: maturation of SSU-rRNA. The record is from RefSeq and is a predicted model, not a curated record. Bases 1 to 1497 code for a protein of 498 amino acids. Gene Ontology annotation, molecular function: ATP binding; RNA helicase activity; nucleic acid binding. Gene Ontology annotation, cellular component: 90S preribosome. NCBI's taxonomy places the organism in Eukaryota, Apicomplexa, Conoidasida, Eucoccidiorida, Cryptosporidiidae. The transcript has a single exon.